This is a messenger RNA of Camellia sinensis, 1665 nucleotides long. RefSeq lists its product as uncharacterized. The record is from RefSeq and is a predicted model, not a curated record. NCBI's taxonomy places the organism in Eukaryota, Viridiplantae, Streptophyta, Magnoliopsida, Ericales, Theaceae.
AUGGGAUUUGUUGAGAAACAUGGAUCGAAAUGUGUCUCUAGAGAGAUCGACUUAUGUGUGGGAGGUGUUAUGGUUGCUGACUUAAUUUACAAAUCUCGUGUGGUUAGUAUAGAUGACAAGAGGUUGCUUGUAGACUUGACUGUUUUAGAUAUGCGGGACUUUGACAUAAUUCUUGGAAUGGAUUGGUUGGCAACCAAUUAUGCUUCUGUUGAUUACCGAGGAAAAAGGGUAGUGUUUCAGAUUCCUGAUCAACCAGAAUUUUGCUUUGUGGGUAGUAGAGUUAACACUCCUCCUCUAGUAAUCUCAGCUCUGCAAGCUAGACAGUUGUUAAGGAAUGGUUGCGAGGGCUAUUUAGCUUCUGUGAGAGAUACCCAUGAGACUAAAUUGAAGUUAGAUGAUAUUCUAGUUGUGAAAGAAUUUCUCGACGUUUUUCCGGAAGAGUUACCGGGGUUGCCACCAGAUAGAGAGAUUGAGUUUGCUAUCGAAUUGAUACCUAGUACGGGUCCUAUCUCCAAGGCUCCAUAUCGGAUGGCCCCAGCAGAGUUGAAAGAGUUGAAGGAACUGUUACAAGAGUUACUAGAUAAAGGCUUUAUUAGGCCUAAUCAGUUUGUGGUAGUUUUUAUUGAUGGCAUUCUUGUGUACUCGAAGAGUAAAGAGCAGCAUGAAGAACAUCUGAGAAUAGUGUUGCAGAUAUUAAAGGAGAAUAAAUUAUUUGCUAAAUUAAAUAAGUGUGAAUUUUGGCUAGAGAGUGUAUCAUUUUUAGGUCAUGUGAUAUCUAAUGACGGGGUGUCUGUUGACCCCAAGAAAGUAGAGGCUGUGGUAGAGUGGAAUAGGCCUACUAGUGUCACUGAAAUUCAUAGCUUCUUGGGUUUAGCAGGAUAUUAUAGAAGAAUUAAAGCUGCUCAUGGAAGAGACCCUCAGUUGCAAAAACUUGAGGAUGAAAUGAAAAUAGGGUUACAGAUGGAAUUUUGUAUGCAUGAAGAUGGAACCUUGAGAUUUAGAGAGAGGUUGUGUGUACCUAAUGAUUUAGAGCUCAAGAGAGAAAUCCUAAGAGAAGCUCAUACCUCGAGAUGGCACCAUAUGAGGCUUUAUAUGGAUGGAAGCGUAGAUCACCGAUUGUGGGAUGAUGUGGGCGAAAAGAAGUUGUUAGGGCCUGAGAUUGUGCGACAAACAGUGGACAAGAUCAAUCUUAUUAGAGAGCGACUUCGCACUGCACAGAAUAGACAAAAAAGUUAUGCAGAUAACAGGAGACGCGAUUUGGUGUUUGGGGUUAGAGACCAUGUGUUCUUUAAGGUGUCUCCUAUGAAAGGAGUAAUAAGGUUUGGUGUUCGUGGUAAACUGAGUCCUAGAUUUGUUGGACUAUUUGAGGUUUUAGAUCGAAUUGGAGAGGUAGCUUACAGACUUGCUCUACCACCUUCACUAGCUGGAGUUCAUAAUGUUUUUCAUGUCUCAAUGUUAAGGAAGUAUAUACCAAAUCCUAGUCAUGUGAUUGAUCAUGCACUGUUGCAGUUUAAGAAGGAUUUGACCUAUGAGGAACGCCCUAUACAAAUUGUUGAUCAGAAGGAACAGGUUUUGAGGCGUCGAGUCAUCCGCUAUGUUAAGGUUCAAUGGAGCAAUCACUCAGAAAGAGAAGCAACUUGGGAACUCGAGGAUGAAAUGAGAUAA